Molecule: messenger RNA, 1811 nt
Organism: Spodoptera litura
Lineage: Eukaryota; Metazoa; Arthropoda; Insecta; Lepidoptera; Noctuidae
Product: glycosylated lysosomal membrane protein A
Cellular component (GO): lysosome
Source: RefSeq, a predicted model, not a curated record
UCGACAUUGGUAGGAUUAUAGUAUGACGCAAAUGCGAGCGAGGUGAUCGCAUGAAACUUGCGAAGAGAAAGCUAUAAAUUAUUUAAUUGAUAUUACUUAUCGCUUUGGGAAUAAUUGUCGACGUCGUAGCGAGUACACGUGCCGAUGUCAUUAUCAUUUGUUUAUUGUUCAGUGACACCAAGACUCUGAUAUAUUAACAACAAUAUUAUUGAUUGUUUUGUGUGAAAAACUACGUUUCCUGCAACGAUAACAAUGCAUUUACAGACUUUACUAAUUGUUUUUGUUUUAUCUUUUGCGUGUGGGCAAGACAGACGGAUAAUACCAAAAUUGAAUCCUGGUUGUGACAACUGUGGAAAAUCAACAACCCUCCUUUAUAUCAGAGCAGAUGGCAGCCAGGAUACUGUCCACCAGCUAUGGGACUUUACGCGAGGAAUGCCCACCAUCAUCUAUGUCAUUUCAAAGCUCAAUACAUCACUGACGAUAAACUGGAGAUUCAAUGAGCCAAUGGAAUUUAAACUCUCAGAGAAACCUCUGUACAGCUUUGCUGUUUCUAUUGAUAAGCUAACUGAAUAUAAUGACAUCGAAAACAACGGGUACAUAGACAACAGAUGCCCACAGAGGGCGCUGUCAUUGCGCGACUUGGAGUGGACGCGUGGCAACACUGUGUUGGACAACACGGAGGCAAUGGUGCAUAUGCGCGGGAAAUUCGGGGAAGAUAAUCAACAUGGCGUUAUUGAUAUGAGGCUCGACCUCCUGCCAUUCAAGGAUUAUGCAGUAGACCUGCCACAUCUGAUCCACACAGCUAACUCCACUCUGGUAGACGUCAGCCUAGUAAACCUGACGUCAUCGCCUGAUUACAACGCGUCCCGGUUUGCCCUGCAUUUCACUAUAGUGAGCACGGACGCGAAUAACGAGAACAUGAGCUAUAGUAUGAGGAAGAGCUUGGAUGAUGAACAUACUCCCGGCGUUUUUGAGAUAUUUGAGAUCAGGACCCCUAAGUCGAGCCGGUCGGAUGACGGCGGCUUCAUACAGUUCCGCCCCGUCAGCUACACGGAGCAGGAACGCAGCGUCUCGUCCUCUACCAACGCUUACAUAUCUAACUUUACCUGGACAACAAUACCCAAAACGAGUACGUUGCGCAUGUUCUACGAGGAGUUCGACACAGCCAACCUGUUGGUGCAGGACAUGUUCAUCUCCUUCGGGUUGCCCGGCGACGGCUACUACAGGCAACAUAACUACACUUCUUGGUCCUUCACGAUAGGCUACGGGAUCCCACCAGUAGAAAGCUUCUCCCUAUUUGUGAUCAUCAUCAUAUCCAUCGGACUUGGAGUGCCCAUCCUCCUAGCACUGUCAGGCAUCACGUUCGUCAUAGUAAGAAGGUGUAAGCAGAGAAACCCACCAACAAGGUUUACUGAUGAUGAAUAAGGUAAAAUGAGAGAUAAAUAACCGUUUUCACCAACCAACCAUAAACAAUCUCUUAACUAAGAGUUACUUAGCGUGAGGGAGCACCUAAUGUGACCGUUUACCUGUACUGUUAGGUGUCACUUAUUAGUUGGUGAUAAUCAAAAUGUCGUUGAAGUGUCAUCUAUCUUAGCUUAGGAGUUCCUUAAAAUUGAAGAGGGGUUGGUGGAAACGGGCUGAAGUCAAUUUGGUAAUAGUAUGGUUGGUUACAAAAGUUGAGAAAUUGACGUUUUAUAUAUUUUUUUUUACCUAUUUGUUUAAACUAUCCUCAAUCGUUAAGUUUUUAUAAUAACUAUCGUGAGACAUACUAAAUUAACUAAAAAUCGCGGGCUACUCACGUGAAAAUACUG